AUGGUUCUGACGGAGUUGCUGAGGCUAAAAGAAUCCAAAUCACCAGGUCCCGAUGAGAUUCCGGCGAAGAUUUUGAAGGAACUCGCCGGUGAGUUGUCUAAGCCACUCUCCAUGCUUUUCCAUACAUCCUUCGAGACCGGAUAUCUGCCACCCGACUGGAAGUCGGCGUGGAUUACGCCGCUGUACAAGGGCGGAAGUCGGGUCUCUGCGAACAAUUACAGACCGGUCAGCCUCACCUCCAUUUGCUGUAAGAUUAUGGAGAAGAUAAUAAAGCAACAACUAAUGCAGUUCCUUGAACAAAACCAGUUGCUUUCCGAUUCUCAGCAUGGAUUCCGAAAAGGCCGAUCCUGUGUGACAAACCUGCUCUACUGUCUGGAACACUGGACUAGGGCUGUUGAUAGAGGAGAUAUGGUGCAUGCCAUCUAUAUCGACUUUAAAAAGGCCUUCGAUAGUGUGCCUCACCACCGCCUUCUAUACAAACUUAGCUGUGCAGGAGUGCGUGGUAAGCUUCUGAUGUGGAUUCGGAGCUUUUAAAUCGGCCGCUCUCAAGCCGUCCACGUCGGUGACCAACAAUCUGCCGAGGUUGCCGUUAAGAGUGGUGUUCCCCAAAGCUCUGUUCUUGGCCCUACGCUGUUCCUCGUAUACGUCAAUGACUGUGUAAACGAACUGAAUUGCGAUGUCGCAAUGUUUGCCGAUGACAUAAAGAUUUGGAGUACCAUACGAAGCGAAGUUGACGAGGCGCGACUGCAGACAAGUCUGGACCACCUCGAGCAAUGGUCGAAAGACUGGCUUCUACCGUUCAACGUAAACAAGUGUACUUUCCUACGCGUCGGCAGAACUAGUUUUCCUAACCACACGGUCUACCGUCUGACUGGCAAACCACUGCAAGAAGUCGGCGCCCAGAAGGACUUGGGUGUAUGGAUCACAACCUCGCUUAAGCCUUCGCUGCAAUGUUCAAAGGUGGCCAAGUCGGCGAUGUCCAUGCUAUACCUUGUCAAACGGGCGUUCUCCUCAUUUGAUGAAGACUGCUUCGCCAAGGUCUUUCAAACUUUUGUGCGACCGCAUCUGGAGUUUGCUAUCCAAGCAUGGCGACCCUGGACCGCUAAAGACUUGGGCAUACUCGAAAAAGUUCAACGGCGAGCAACGAAACUUGUAUCUGGGCAGUGGUCACUACCCUACGAAACGCGAUUAGCUAAUCUUGACCUCUUUCCUUUGAGUUACAGACAGCUACGUGGGGACCUGAUACAAGCUUUCCGCAUCGUGCGCAAUCAGGGCUGCUGCCUCGCGUUUGGAGACUUCUUCGAGUUGGCGACUACGACUAACCUGAGAGGCCAUCCACUCAAACUGCGUGUGGCUGGUGUCCGGCUGGACACCCGAAAGUUCUUCUUCUCCAACAAAGUGGUUGCAGCUUGGAAUGCCUUGCCUGAGGAUGUUGUUAUGUCAGGCUCGGUAGAUACUUUUAAAUGGAGACUAGAUCAGCAUUGUAGCGCGCACCACAAUAACGCCGGACUACGGCCACCUUGACAGCCAACGCUGACAAUUUAGUGUUAUAACGAUGCUACUACCAACAUUUAAGUAAUAUAUGUUUAUGUUAUUUAUUAAGCUUGGGCCACGUCGCACACCACUGUUCGCAUUCACCACGAUGCCUGUAAACUGAACAAUUUUACUUCUUUUCCCGUGUCUUAAGUGUGCCUCAACUGUCCGCUGUAUUUUGACCAACAAAGCAAGUUAAUGUGCCUCUAAACUCUGUUAAAACAUGACAUUAUGUCGUUCAUCUGUACAGUUUUUGCUAUUCCCCUCGCAUUUCUUUCAUGUUACUUCGUUUCCAUUUCCUCCAUAUAUAUCCUCUGCAUGUAACCAAUAGGGAUUUCAAAGGUACAUACCUACUUUCCCUGAAAUAUACUGAUACUGAUACUGAUACUACACGUGGAACAUCCUCCUCAGGACCGAUUUUCUAGCUUGUUACGGAUGCCAAAUGGACGUACGAAAUGAGAGACACGAGUUCCGACAAACCGGCGCAGAAGGUCAGGCGAAGCUCCUGACUGCUUGGCCGGCAAUCCAAACGGCAGUAUAGGUCCCACCGACGUCCACUGAUGAUGUAUUACCUACAGGAGAACGGAGCGACGUUGAGACGAAAUCACUCAAAUGGAUGAUGCUUGGUUUUCACUAUGUUUUUGCAUGGGACAUGUACACGCUGGGCCGUACCAGUUGUAUACGACACGCUAAUGAAACGAAUGCAGCGAGGCCCAUUUGUCAACCUCCACGGCGUAUACCGGCGCACUUACAAAAGGAAGUGGAUACGUUAUUAGAUAGCAUGCUGUUGGGAGUGCCUACACUCCCAAAAACAAGAGCAAACCAAUCACUGGAGAUCACGUGCGUUUGCUCUCUCUCUCUCUCUCUCUCUCUCUCUCUCUCUCUCUCUACAGCGCUGUCAUCUCAAUCAGGCGCCUUCCCACUGGCUGCUCCCCUCUUCCCAAAGGCCAUUUGACUGAAUACCGUCGAACUACGGCAGUGUGUUAUAAAUAUGCGACAAACUUAGCUAGUCGCGACUUGCAGUGUUUUGCUAAUACACUUUCCGUGGCCAGCCGUGUGUUCUUUGUCUGCUGCCCUGGUAUUGGGGACCAGGGUCGAGUGCGUAUACGCUCCACGGGAUUUCACGCACCAGGCGGGUCAUAAAAAAUUGGCUACGCAAUUCUUCAACUACAAUUGCCGACGAGUACGCAGACUUGAAGCAGAUGUUGCAGCAGCAGCUGAAGCUAAUGGAGGCACUCACCGUUAAGCUGUCCAACUCGUCCAUGGGUCAAGCAAGCGCGACACGUGGUUCGCAAUCUGUUGGUCACAUUGCCGGCAGCAUCACUGAAUUCUUAUAUGACCCGCAGGCCCAUACUGCUUUUGAUUCCUGGUACAAACGACAUGAGGACUUGUUCUCUGUCGAUCUGGCUGCCCAGGACGAUGCAUGGAAGGUCCAAAUUCUACUUCGCAAACUGAGUCCGGCUGAACAUGAGCGUUAUGCCAACUUCGUCCUCCCCAAGAAUCCCCGAGAAGUCGGUUUCAAGGACACGGUUCAGACGUUGUAGCAGAUUUUUGGUGAGCAAUCAUCUCUCUUCAACACUCGAUUUCAGUGCUUGCAACUGCGCAAACGAGAUUCCGAUGAUUUCAUCACGUAUGCGGACAUUGUUAAUCGUGAGUGUGGGCGUUUCCAACUCGGUUCUCUCAUUGAAGACCAGUUUAAAUGCCUUAUAUUUAUCUGCGGAUGCUGAUAUCCGGACACGUCUCCUGUCCAAAGUGCAACUCUACCACACUCCAAGAGCUGGCAGCAGAGUACCAAACGCUGAUUAAUCUCAAGCACGACUCUGCAAUGAUUCAGAACCCUGCCUCAUCUUUCUCAGUCCAUACGGUCACAUCGACCAAAUCGCAUCCUCUUACACGGCCCAAGAAAGUGUCCAAGUCGAGAUCUCCGCCAUCUCCUUGUUGGCACUGUGGCGCGUGGCAUUUCCACCGGGAUUGCACUUUCCGCCAGCAUCGCUACCAAAGCUGUAAUCAGGUGGGACACCGUGAUGGGUUCUUCAAAUCAGUACCAGCUUCUGGAGGCAAGCCAAACCCCGCCACUCCUAAUUCCAGGCACCGUUUCCGGCCAAAACGCAAGCCCAAACCCCAGUCGGUUGGUAAUUCUCUCAGCCUGCACCCAAGAAUGUGUCGCAACUUCGCUCGUUUCUUGGCCUGAUCAGCUACUAUAGCGCCUUCCUACCAUUGCUGCAUGACGUACGGGCCCCGCUCAACCGUCUGUUGCAGAAGGAUGCUCCCUGGUGCUGGUCCCCCGACUGUGAAAAGGGCUUCGCCCAGCUAAAGUCGAUGCUGAGUUCAGACCUGCUGCUCACGCACUACGACCUGACGCUGCCGAUCGUUGUUGCUGCAUAUGCUUCCAACCACAGAGUUGGUGCCGUCAUCUCACAUACUUUUCCUGAUGGGUCUGAAAAGGCGAUCAUGCAUGCAUCUCGCACGCUAACCCCCGUGGAGAAGAACUACGGGCAAAUAGAGAAAGAGGCUCUAGCCCUCGUGUUUGCCGUCAAGAAGUUCCACACACUGUUGUGCGGUCGCCACUUCACGUUGUUGACGGACCACAAAUCAUUGCUGUCAAUCUUCGGUUCGAAGAAGGGCAUUCCCGUCUAUUCAGCCAGCCGACUUCAGCGAUGGGCAACCAUCCUUCUUGGCUACGAUUUUGACAUUCGCUACUGUCGUAAUACAGACUUUGGUCAGGCUGACGCCCUUUCUCGCCUCAUCAGCAAUCAGCAGGAACCGGAGGAAGAUACCGUAACUGCAGCUUUUUCGAUUGAGGAUGAUGUGCGCCGUCAGCUAUCAGACGCCAUACGAGGUAUCCCCGUCACUGCCACAGACAUCCGACGUGCUACUAAACAGGAUCCUGUCCUCCGCCAGGCAAUCACCUACGUGCAGACCUGCUGGCCAACCACUGCUCCCGCUGGCGAUCUUCGCCAGCUCUUCCUCCGCCGAGCAUCGCUAUCUGUGGUUGACUCCUGCCUCAUGUUUGCGGACCGUGUGGUGAUCCCAUCUUCCCUCCGACCCACUGUACUACGCCAGUUCCAUGCCGCUCAUCCUGGUACCAGCCGAAUUAAGUCUAUUGCUCGCAGUUUUGCUUACUGGCCGGGUAUCGACGGCGACAUCGACGACCUGGUUCGACGCUGUUCUCGAUGUCAGCAAGCUCCCAAGAUGCCGCCUCGUCAACCGCCAGUACCCUGGCAAACACCGGAGAGGCCUUGGUCACACGUGCAUAUCGAUUUCGCUGGCCCACUUAACGGAGUCUCCUACCUAAUCUUGAUUGAAGCCUACUCGAAGUGGCCCGAUAUUGCUCCGAAGCAACCGCAUCCGCCACUAUCGCCUUCCUACGACGCAUCUUUAGCCAACAUGGCUUACCGGAAGUCCUGGUUUCAGAUAAUGGCUCUCAGUUUACUUCGUCGACGUUUGAGGAUUUCUGCCGCCAGCACAACAUCCAGCAUCUUCGCUCCCCGCCCUACCAUCUUCAGUCUAACGGUCAGGCGGAGCGUUUUGUCGACACUUUUAAGAGAACCCUCUUUAAAGCUCGUGGGGAGGGGACCACGGACGAGAUAG
This is a messenger RNA of Spirometra erinaceieuropaei, 5124 nucleotides long. The record is from the annotation of a GenBank genome assembly. Lineage: Eukaryota; Metazoa; Platyhelminthes; Cestoda; Diphyllobothriidea; Diphyllobothriidae.